Molecule: messenger RNA, 465 nt
Organism: Trichoplax adhaerens
Lineage: Eukaryota; Metazoa; Placozoa; Uniplacotomia; Trichoplacea; Trichoplacidae
Exons: 1
Coding region: 1-465 (154 amino acids)
Source: RefSeq, a predicted model, not a curated record
AUGGAUGUCUUCGCGCAACAGAAUAAAGAUACAGGAGAAAAUUCUCAAACGGAAAGCGAAGACGUUCAAGAUUGUAACAGGCAAUUAUGCGCAUCAAGAGUUCUUGCCUGUCAACUAAUGCAUUUAUGCCUAUUUGAUCAACAAAUCAUCAUGAAUACGACUGUUAUUGACACUCCUCUUCCUACUGCAGCUACAGCUGUAGGCAGUCAAAAUAAAAAUUUAACAGAUUGUAUUGAUUGUUUAAAUCACUUGGCUUUUCCCUGCUGUGGAUGUUUAAGCAUUUGUCAGUUUAUUUCUCAAUCCGUUGCCAACCGAAAAGAGGUUAAUCAUACCAUAGUCUCACUCGAAAAGCCAGUUGAAGGAUUAUUUAACGCAUUUACAUCUUUAGGAAAAGGUCCUAAAGAUACCACGAUCUCAGUUAUCAAGACAUCAUCCGGUAAGCAUUUUGAUCACGAUAAAGUAUAA